Pyricularia grisea is the source of this 1367-nucleotide messenger RNA. RefSeq lists its product as uncharacterized. Gene Ontology annotation, molecular function: protein homodimerization activity; adenyl-nucleotide exchange factor activity; protein-folding chaperone binding. The transcript is spliced from 2 exons. Gene Ontology annotation, biological process: protein import into mitochondrial matrix; protein folding. The record is from RefSeq and is a predicted model, not a curated record. Gene Ontology annotation, cellular component: PAM complex, Tim23 associated import motor. NCBI's taxonomy places the organism in Eukaryota, Fungi, Ascomycota, Sordariomycetes, Magnaporthales, Pyriculariaceae. The coding region runs from base 167 to 925 and encodes 252 amino acids.
CUUUUCCACCUCAAGCUUUACACUACGAAGACAACACACGAUCAUCAUCUCUUUUCUAUACAGAGCGCCAAUUAAUCCAAACGACUUGGUACUUGUAGAGAACAACAUCUUUCUUUUUUAUUUAAAACAAUACACAUAACAUACAUAUACGCAACGCACAUUUAAAAUGUUAAGACAAACAGUCGCAACUCCCUCGCGGAUCGCCCGCGCCGCCAUCAGAGUUGCUGGCCAACAGAGAUUACCCAGCUCGGCCCCCAGCUUCCGUCAACUUCCUCUCUCAGCUGUCUCCAGACCUGCCAGGACUACCUCUAUCAGGUGGUACAGUGCGGAACCCGAAUCUAAGGAUGCUGCCAAGGACGCAGCAAAGGACGGAGAGGUCGCCGCAGCAGACGCUUCCCCAGAGGCGGCGCUGAAGAAGGAACUCGAGGCAAAGAGCAAGGAGGCGCUCGAGUGGAAGGACAGGUAUCUUCGCUCUGUUGCAGACUUCAGGAAUCUCCAGGACAGGCAGGCCCGUGAGAUGAAGUCUACCCGUGACUUUGCAAUUCAGAAGUUUGCUCGCGACUUGGUCGACAGCGUCGACAACCUGGAGCGCGCCCUUGCCAUGGUCCCGGCCGACAAGAUCAAGGCAGCCAGCGAUGCCGCCAAGGACUCGGAAACCAAGCCCGAGUUCCUUCAGGAUCUUGUGAACCUGUACGAGGGUCUCAAGAUGACCGAGAACAUCUUGGUUUCAACUGUCGCCAAGCAUGGCCUGGAGCGUUUCAAUCCCAACGGGGAGAAGUUCAACCCCAACGAGCACGAGGCCACCUUCAUGACUCCUCAACCCGACAAGGAGGACAACACUGUUUUCUUCACCCAGCAGACCGGCUUCAAGCUCAACGGUCGUGUCAUAAGACCUGCCAAGGUUGGCGUCGUCAAGAACUCAUAACUGCCAGGUUUUUGAGUAGCCUUUGACCACUUUGCUUCCAUCUAAGCUCUCUUUCCAACCACAUGAGAGCCCUGGUCCGCCCUCAUGGGGUGACCAACUGUCAAAAUCAACUGUAUCAUUACCCAUAUUCGAUUCGACCUGAUCACUCGCUGUACUGUAAUUGGAAAAAAAAGAGAAGAUCCCAGAGUUUGGCAUUAUUGGAUCAAACAUGUAUAAUGCUCCCCUCACGAUAAAAAAACAACAACAACACAUUGUCAUAAACACGGAAAAAAAACCAAGUAGGGCUCGGCGCGGUCGGACAGGAAGAGGACUGUCAUGUAGGUAUGGGAGGGCACAUUUGCUUACAAAGUUUCUCAAUGUAUAUAAGACUACAUCCUGUUCAUAUCACAAGCAGGCUUUCGCCCACUGUGUGGAAGCUGCAAUCUUAUCCCUCAUGUUUUUG